GGAAGCCGCGGGGGCCGCCGGGAGCGCGGGCCGGGCCGGGCCGUCUGCGCUUGCCGGAGGCCGCCGCCGCGCUGCGGUGACGGGCGGCCGUUAACCGCCGGCCUUUCCCUCAGGCGCCAGCCGCCGGCAUGAGCAGCGGCGCCUGGACCCGCAGGAGGAGGAGGAGGAGGAGGGCCGCCCGCCUCAGCCCGCCGGCCUCCGCCAGCUCCGAGGGCGAGGAGCCCCUCAGUCCCUCUGGCUGCUCCCCGCUCUCCCCCCCGUCCCGCCCCGGCUCCCCGAGCGGCGAGGAGGAGGAGGAGGAGGAGGAGGAGCGGGCGGCGGCCUGCCGGAGCCGGCGAGGCGAUAGGAAGGCUGAAGACUCUGAAAUAGCAGGCGAGGAAAAAGAGUCGCCUUUGAAAGAUAAUCUUUCACCGUGGGAAGAAUGGUUCAUUGGCAAAGAGAAGGAACUACGUGCCCGCUUACAAGCUAGAGCUGCAGAGGAAAUGAAUAUACAGCUUGAGAAGAUGAAGCAAAGGCAAGAAUGUGAAAGGAGGAAAAGGAUAGCUGAAGAGAAGCACAAGGAAUGGGUCCAAAAAAAAAGAGAAGAGGAAAGAAGGGAAAGGGAACGAAAGCUGAGCAAAGAAAUGGCAGAAAAAGCCACAAAGGAACUAGAAAAAAUGCAGUUACAAGAAAAGGCCGAAGUAAAGUAUAAAGAAUGGUUAAAGAAGAAGAGAGCUGAAGAGGCAGAAAAGAAGAAGAAAGAGAAGGAAAAAGAAAAAGAAAGGGAAGCUGAACUACAGGAGAAGAAAGCAAGAUCAGAGAAGAUCUUUAAGGAAUGGCUACAUAAUGCUAGAAAUAAACCACGCCCUGUUUUAAAUGGUUAUGGCUUCCCACGUGGGAAGUCUACAGGGUGUGCUGAUGGAAAUUUGUAUCCAGUUCCAGCAUAUUGUAACCCCAUUCCUUGGAAACCUGUAAAUGUGCCUCCUCCAAAGGAAGAUGGUGUUCUUACCAUGAAGAAGAGUAAGAGACCUGUAUCUUGUCGGUCACAUGUGUCUUCACCUAUAGUGAUUUAUAAGCCCAAAACCAACCCUUGUAUUGGAUCCUUGUGCAGAAAGCAGUUAUAGUACAGAAAACAAAACUGUUCUUAUGAUCUUGAGUGAACUGGGCCAUAAAUAUGAAGUUGUAUGUAGUUAUAUGUCCAAAACAGGCUGCUUUUUUUUUUUUUUUUUUUUUUUUUUUUUUUUUAGUUUUUGUGAACAGGCUUUGUAUUUUUAGCUGACCAAUCAGCGUUUUUAUAUGGUUUUUUAUAUGUUGCAUUUUAGUAAAAAAAGAGAAAAAGAAAAAAAAAGUCAUAUUUAGCUAAGUGUAAUGGAACUGUACGUUAAUACCAAUAAAACGCACAGAUUGUUUCUUCCUUUUC
This is a messenger RNA of Aquila chrysaetos chrysaetos, 1399 nucleotides long. RefSeq names its product coiled-coil domain containing 34 (gene CCDC34). NCBI's taxonomy places the organism in Eukaryota, Metazoa, Chordata, Aves, Accipitriformes, Accipitridae. The coding region runs from base 129 to 1103 and encodes 324 amino acids. The transcript has 6 exons. The record is from RefSeq and is a predicted model, not a curated record.